UACAAAAUAUGGGGGGAAGUUUCCUUAGCAGAAACCUGGAUAAGGACAUGUUGUAGGACUCCUCCCAGCUACUCCACUCUCCUGCAUCAUCCUGCCUCAAACAGAUCUUAAAAUCUGCCAGCAGUGCUGGUAACCAGAAGAGAAAUGAGCAUCUUCCCAGCUGUCCAUGGAAUGGGGAAGCUGUAGAUUUCAGAGAAAAUGAUGUUUCCUGAAGUGUGAAGGGGAAGGAGCAGUGAAGAUCUGGAGGAGAGAGGCUGGUGCUGAUUCCUUCUACUAAAGAUGGCUCAGAAAUGGGCAGUUCUGGCUGUGCUCCUUUUCUUGCCAAUCAAUCUGGUUGAAGCUCAAAACUGGGUGAGUGUGGAGAUUGGCCGUGAAGCUGUGCUGAGUUGCCCCAACAUCUCCGAGGUGCCUUUGCUGGUGACAUGGAAGAGGAAUUGCACAAAUUGCUUGUCCUAUAGAAUGGAUCUCAAUAAGACAAGCAGCCUGAACUGCAGUGAGAGGAUCACAUGGAAAUAUUCACCUGGCAGUGACCCUGCACUUCGUAUUUACCCUGUGGACCUCGAGGAUGAGGGAAUUUACACCUGUGAAUUUGCCAGCGCCGAAGGGAAUUUUCAUUUUCUCUCUUCUCUGAUUGUGAUAGUGCCUCCUACAGUGACUCUGACCCAUGACAAGAGCAGGGUGGCUGUGUGCCAGGCAUCUGCAGGAAAGCCAGCUGCUGACAUCUCCUGGAUCCCUGCAAGCAACCACAGCUCUGAGGAGGAAUUCCAUCACCCCAAUGGAACAGUGACCAGAGUGAGCUACUUUGGCUGGGCCAACAGCUCAUUUCCCUCUGUCACCUGCCUGGUCACCCACGCAGCCAUGAACCAGACUGUGGUCAUGGACCUGAGAUACACCUCCCAUAUGCUUCUCCACGUCCGGAUAGCAGGAGCAGCUGCAGGUGCCAUUGCUGUCACUGGUCUGACUUUAUGCUUGAUUUUCAAGUGCAGAGCUUACUGCUUACGACAACGGGCACAGGGCCCAGCAGAACACUCUACAGCUAGAGCCUCGAAGUUCCCACCUCCACAUGCAAGAAGAGCAGCAGUCAAUCCUCCUGACUUUCCAGAGAGCAGCUAUGUGAAUUACAAGCCAAGAUCUAUUUAUGUAAGAUUAGGAGAGUGUAGGCACAAGUAGCCAGCUCAGCUACUAAUGAUACCCAGGUACUCAAACUUGUACUUCAACUCUUAAGCCUCAGACCUUACCCCCAAAAAACUUUGUCUUUAGUGACCUGACGAUGGUGGACAACUUACUUACUUUAGUAAGUUCUUUUCUCUUUCUCUAAAUAUCAGUACAGCUCUAGAGAAAGUUGGAAAUUUUAAGGAUUGAAUUAGGGAAAUACCUUAAUCUUGUUAGAAAAUGGACUCUGAUGUAUGUGCUGACUUUCCUCAAAACAAUGAUGGACAUAUUUCUGUGCCAGAGUAAAAGACUGCUGGUGAAAAUGUAGCACUUUUCUUUCAAUUUUUACAACUGGAUUCACUGUAAAGUUCCGUGUUGGAAACUUGAAAGUAGCAUGGGAGACCUCAAAACACAGAAGGUCAAAGCAAUACAUCUAACAGAAAUGCCCAAAUGAGAGAGUUUUAGGGGUUUUGCUUGUUUUUUUUCUGGUUGCAAUGACAGAUGACGAUCUCAUAUUUGACAUCUUCGUAUUUUUAACAUAUUUCUUUUUCAAUUAAUCUUUGUUUGCAUUACUAAUUGAUGGAAAAUAAAACCAAUUUUACAUUAUACUGGAUAUGGAAAUAAGAAACAGCAAUGGACAAUUUUUGGACACUCUUUAAUGUAAACAUGCAAAUAUUUACCAGAAGGAUUUUUGUGGUUAUUUGGGAAAAUGUUUUUUGACCAGUUUCUGAGAAGCUGAGAUCACAUCAUGGUUUUACUGAGAACAGAAAUGUUAAGUUGUAUAAGGUGCAGGUGGUAUGCUUGUUUAAAACAAAGGAAAAAAAGACAACCCUAACCACACCAUUUAUUUCUUUUCCUCUUCUGUCCCCAAGCUAAAAAACCUCCACAGAGUGGCUGUUAAUUUCAGUUUUCAUUGGUCAGGUCUGUCAGAGCUUCCAAACACUAAUGCAGCAGUAACUAAACUGAAAUGUGUGUUUUGAGGAGCCUUUUCCUGCUUCUUUCUGCAGGGUUGUCUCUGCUCCAUAAGCAUUCUUAUGCAUGAGCAUCUCCCAGUGCCUUUUAAUUGCACUUUAUCACUUCUAAAUAGACGUGGAUGCCUGCUGACAUCACUCCAGCCUUUCAUUUUAGUCAGAAAGGCAUGAAGAAUGGCUCUCUGCCUUAAGGAAAAGGACCUACAGAGGCCAUGCUGGUUUCCAGGCUUGGUGGACAAGCGAAGCCUUUCCUGUGGUGUUGGAUGUCAGUGAUGGGUUGGUCUCAGAGCUGUGUGCAGCAUCAUCAUGCCUUCUGUAGGAAGGGAGAGGCCCUUUUCAUGUGUAAAACCUCUGGGAGAAAUAAGUGACAGCUUGGAAGUAGUGCAAAUAGGUUUGAAAUGAUGCUAGGGAGGAAAAGUGUUUUGUAGCUCUGGUGAAAUCCACAGCAGUGCCUCAGUCCAAGGUGAUGUCGAGGGGUCAUUUGUGACCUGAAGCUUCUGAAAUAGAGGGAAGGUCUCUUGUUGCUUAAGGAACUGCCCAGUCAGGUAUAAACCUGGUGUUUUCUCAGUGUGGUAAAUGAGCAUGGAUUGGUUUUGUGGACAGCUACAGCAAUCUGUGCCUUUUUCAGAAGCUGGAUCAUUGCAGCCAUAUCCAAGGAUGACAGGGCUGUUAAAAUUAAGAGAGUUAGGCUGUGGAGCAGCCUGGUUCUGGGAAUCACAGUGCAUGUGUGCUGUGAUCAUUAGGAUGUAAUGUAAUUUUUCCUCAAUUCCUUUGCCCCAAGUGAGAUGUUGAAGGGUGAGAUCUAAUAGAGACAGAAAAGAUAGAGCUAGACAGGGAGAUGAUGGUGUGUGGGGAGAAAGCUCUCUGAAGCUGUGAUAAUUUGUCCUGGCUGAAAACUAUGGUCUUCACACUCCUAUCUUUAUUUUCACCUUUAAUUUGUAUUUGGUGGAAUUGGCCCAGUCACCUGCAAUGUGUCAGCCCUUUUGUUAAGGUAGAAAUUCUGAGCAGACUUAGAUCUGAAAUGAGGUGCUCUGGCAAUGACAUGGGCUAUCCUGGAAUAAAACUGCCCUUAUGCUUUUUAGGCUUGUUGUGUAUGAUUAAUAGAAGUUAUCAGGCCAAAGAGAAUAAUGUGGCUAUGGGGCUGGUUGUAAGAGAGGCUGGGACAUCAAUAAAGCUUUUACAGGUACUUUCACUGUUGGUUAUGACUGGUAAAUGGUAGGGUUUUGUCAUAUGUGAAGCUCCUGGUGUGGGCUUUGGUGGCUUGCUCUCUGCCUGCCAUGACCAGAGCCAUGUGUGCCAUGCUUCUUGGGCUCAUGAGUUGGUCUGUUGAGUAUUUGAGAAUCAGAAAUAAAUCACUUAAAUAUUUUCUGUCAUGCUGCUUUUCUAUGGGAUAGGCAGCUUGGUGUAACCCAAAGAACAACUCAAAAUGUGUGUUUGGUGUCUUAUAACAAUUUGGUCUUAAAAAUAAGCAACUUGAAAUGUUUUUAUAUUUAUCAUGAUUUUUCUCACCUCCCUGUUAAUUAUGAGUACAUUUUUGGUGACCAUACUCUUUUUAUUUGCACUGAAAGAAAAUUUAAUCAAGGCAGGUAUUUUAGACUGCCAAAACGUGUAGGAAAAUGCUGACUGUUUGUUGAAUAAUCAUUCUGAGAGGGCUACUAAAAAGUGAUGGGAAUUGGAGUCAACUAUUUGCACAUUGUCACAAGAAAAACAUUUUUUAAAAAGCCUGGGAGCGUGACACUGCUGUUUCAGAUUGACUAUUUAGUCAAAUGCACAGUUGACCGAAUGUCACUUGAGCUUUUUAGCACCAGAUGUGAUUAUAGAUGAAAAUGCUCCUGUUUAUUGUGUGGAUUUUCACUCACAUUGUUCAUAGGACACUCUUUGUAAUCAUGAUGAUGUCUGCUUUCUGAUUAAUCUAUGAACAAUUUGUCUUCUGGAAAUAGCAGGUGUUGUGAUGCCUCUUUCUCUUCACUGAAUAUGGAAAAAAUGGUGACAAAGCAUUAUGUUUAGAGCCUCAUAAAUUGGAAUAUGACUUUAGAUUAUGAGCAAUAUUUGUUUAAAAUCACAAAUUUCAACACCAGGGUUGAAAUGAAGGUGAACAAUUUUCCUACAGACUCUGGAAAUGGAGCAGAUGUCCAAAGGGCAUUUGCCAGUUCAGUGAAGAGCUCGAUUUUACUAAGUUUGAAGUUGCAGCUUUAAGUUUUGCCUAACCUUCCUGGCAUCAAUUUGCCACAAUUUUCCCUCUCUGAUGAGAAAAUAAUGCUUUCCUUGGUUCUCCUCUCAUAACUGUGACACUUGUGAUGUCUUUGUGACCUGCUCUUUCUGAAUUUGUGAAGUCUUUGCUGUUAAUGAUAACUUGUCAGCUCCUUGAUUUUGUGUCCACAGUCUGUAUACACCUGUCAUGUGCUGGAGGCAGUGAAGAGCUCAGGAAUUAACCAAGUGGGAUUUUUUCUACAUUUCCUAUCACUUCUUGGUCCUGCUGUAGUUUGUACUUGUGCUCUUAAUGAUGCUUCUUUAAGCAAGUACCUUCUUUUCUCUUUUUCCUCCCCAAUCUUUUCAUGCACUAGUUUUCUCAGUUUAUUGAUUUUUAUGUUCUCCAAGUAUUUUAUUACCUAGUUUUAUUUCUUUCUCUUUCUGGCAACAAGUACAAUUUUAUUCUUCCUUAUUUUGUUGCCUUUUGUAUGUGUGCAACUAGAGGUUUCAAACAGUGACUUGUUUUGGAAUUUUUUACUGCUUUUCACUGAACUUCUCCAUAGGGACAUAGUUACUCCAGAUCUCCUUCAUUUUUUUUUCUCCAAUGCAUAAUACGAAAUUAGUCGCUUUUGAUGAGAAACAUCUUCUGUUCUUAGAGUUCUGUGAAUCUAAGCUCACAUACCAAAUCCAAAUGCAUUAUAUGCAGCAUUUUUAUUUGUUCUUGGCUGACAUCUGUCUUACAGGAUCACAGAAUUGUUAAGGUUGGAAAUAUCCUCUGAGAUCAUCAAGUCCAACCAUUAGCCCAGCACUAUCAUGGUCACAAUUAAACUGUGCUCCUCUGUGACAGAUUUACAUGUUUUUGAACACAUCCAGGGAUGGUGAUUUCAUCACUUCUCUGGGCAGUCUGUUACAAUGCCUGACCAGCUUUUCAGUGAAGAAAUUUUGCUAAAUAUUUAAUGCACUCUGCAGCACCCAUGAGGAAGAGGAGUGAGAAACUGCAAACACCAAGGUUAGUGGAGAAGGAGGGCAGGAGGUGCUCCAGGUACCAAAGCUGGGAUUCCCCUGCAGCCUCUGGUGAGACCAUGGUGAGGCAGCUGUGCCCCAGCAUCCCAUGGGGGUCCAUGGAGGAGCAGACUUCCACCUCCAGCUCGUGGGGUCCCAUCCUGGAGUACACUUCUGGCAGGAGCUGUGACCCUGGAGAGGGAUCCGUGCAGGAAUGGGUUUUCUGGCAGAAAUCACACUGGAGCAGUCUGUUCCUGAGGGACUGCAUCCCAUGGAAAGGACCCACGGCAGCCUGGGAAGGACUCUAUCCAUGGUAAGGAACUUGCUAGAACAGAGGACCUGUGUGAAGGAAUGGUGGAGGUGAAGAACCCCAAACCCCAUUCCCCACCCCACUGCACGGCUGAGGAAUAUGAGGUAAAUCUGUGAAGGGAGUGAGAGCAAAGGUGGUUUCAAUUUUGUUUAUUUGUCAUUAUCCUACUCUGUUGUUAAUUGCUAAUAAAAGAAAUUAAUUUCCCCAAGUCAA
Molecule: messenger RNA, 5838 nt
Organism: Melospiza georgiana
Lineage: Eukaryota; Metazoa; Chordata; Aves; Passeriformes; Passerellidae
Product: cell surface glycoprotein CD200 receptor 1-B-like
Exons: 8
Coding region: 280-1170 (296 amino acids)
Biological process (GO): regulation of neuroinflammatory response
Cellular component (GO): external side of plasma membrane
Molecular function (GO): signaling receptor activity
Source: RefSeq, a predicted model, not a curated record